This is a messenger RNA of Anarrhichthys ocellatus (wolf-eel), 3256 nucleotides long. RefSeq names its product protein fem-1 homolog B-like. NCBI's taxonomy places the organism in Eukaryota, Metazoa, Chordata, Actinopteri, Perciformes, Anarhichadidae. Bases 216 to 2099 code for a protein of 627 amino acids. Gene Ontology annotation, molecular function: protein binding. The transcript is spliced from 2 exons. The record is from RefSeq and is a predicted model, not a curated record.
CGUCACGUUUUUUUCUUUUUUCUUUUUUUUCUCUCGUGGCCAUUACGGAGAACAUACAUUUUUUUUCAUGUGUGCACUGGGGCAGGUUUCGACAUUUUAAUGGGAGGCGGCGGCUCGCUUUGGACGAGUGGACUUUAUUGCGGGCGCCAGUUGCGAAGAAGAAAGCGGGGGUCCUGGCUCCUCCUCCUACUACUACUACCUCUCGGGCUCACCAGAUGGAGUCUCUGGCCGGCUACGUGUACAAGGCGGCCAGCGAAGGUCGAGUCUUGACGCUGGCCGCGCUGCUCCACAACCACCCAGAGGCGGAGGUCCGGUACAUGCUGAGCCACGUGACCCACGUGGCCGGCCAGAGGUCCACGCCUCUGAUCAUCGCGGCCCGGAACGGACACGACAAAGUGGUCCGGCUGCUCGUGGACCACUACAAGGUGGACACGGAACAGACCGGCACGGUGCGGUUCGACGGCUACGUCAUCGACGGGGCCACGGCGCUGUGGUGCGCGGCAGGUGCCGGUCACUUCGAGGUGGUGCGCCUGCUGCUGAGUCACCGCGCCAACGUCAACCACACCACCAUCACCAACUCCACCCCGCUGCGGGCCGCCUGCUUCGACGGGCGUCUGGACAUCGUCCACUACCUGGUGGAGCACAACGCCGACAUCCGCAUCACCAACAAGUACAACAACACCUGCCUGAUGAUCGCCGCCUACAAGGGCCACGCCGACGUGGUCCAGUUCCUGCUGGAGCAAGGGGCCGACCCCAACUCCAAGGCCCACUGCGGGGCCACCGCGCUGCACUUCGCCGCCGAGGCGGGCCACCUGGAAAUCGUGAAGGAGCUGGUGCGAUGCCGGGCGGGCAUGGUGGUGAACGGACACGGCAUGACGCCGCUGAAGGUGGCGGCGGAGAGCUGCAAAGCGGACGUGGUGGAGCUGCUGCUGGCGCACGCCGACUGCGACCCGCGCAGCCGCAUCGAGGCCCUGGAGCUGCUGGGUGCCUCGUUCGCCAACGACCGGGAGAACUACGACAUCCAGAGGACGUACCACUACCUCCACAUGGCCAUGACGGAGCGCCACCGCGACCCGGAACGCGUCGUCGCCAAGGAGCUGCUGCCGGCCAUCGAGGCCUACGGCGGGCGCAGCGAGUGCCGGACUCCUCAAGAGCUGGAGGCCAUCCGGGUGGACCGGGACGCCCUGCACAUGGAGGGCCUGAUGAUCCGGGAGCGGGUCCUGGGCUCGGACAACAUCGACGUGUCGCACCCCAUCAUCUACCGCGGCGCCGUCUACGCCGACAACAUGGAGUUUGAGCAGUGCAUCAAGCUGUGGCUUCACGCGCUGCGCCUGCGGCAGAAGGGCAACCGCAACACGCACAAGGACCUGCUGCGCUUCGCCCAGGUGUUCUCCCAGAUGGUGCACCUGAAGGAGCCGGUGCUGGCCUCGGCGGUGGAGCAGGUGCUGAGCUGCAGCGUGCUGGAGAUCCAGCGCAGCAUGGCACGCGUGGACACGGCGGUCGAGUCGGAGCUGCCGCAGGCCCUGGACAACUACGAGUCUAACGUGUUCACCUUCCUGUACCUGACCUGCAUCUCCACCAAGACCACCUGCGGCAACGAGGGGCGUGCCCGCAUCAACAAGCACAUCUACGACCUGAUCCAGCUGGACCCACGGUCCCGCGAGGGUUCCUCCCUGCUCCACCUGGCCAUCAGCUCCAGCACGCCGGUGGACGACUUCCACACCAACGACGUGUGCAGCUUCCCCAGCGCCCAGGUCACCAAGCUGCUGCUGGACUGCGGCGCGCAGGUCAACGCCGUGGACCACGAGGGCAACACGCCGCUGCACGUCAUCGUCCAGUACAACCGGCCCAUCAGCGACUUCCUCACGCUGCACGCCAUCAUCAUCAACCUGGUGGAGGCCGGCGCCCACACGGACAUGACCAACAAGCAGAAGAAGACGCCGCUGGACAAGAGCACCACGGGCGUGUCGGAGAUCCUGCUGAAGACGCAGAUGAAGAUGAGCCUCAAGUGCCUGGCGGCGCGCGCUGUCCGCCAGCACCAGAUCACGUACCGCAACCAGAUCCCCAAAACGCUGGAGGAGUUUGUGGAGUUCCACUGAAAGACGGAUACUUUUAGAAAAAUAUUUUUUUUAUCAUUUUCUAACAAAUCCAAACGGUGCUUAGGAUGACGGUUCAGCUCCGGAAGUUCUUUGAGCAGUUUUAUAAAACAGUGGGUUUCUUUUGUUUCUAUUUUAAGUAUUAAUUGCUAAGAAGCAGCAACCGCAGACGUCUGCCCGUCUGUCUCUCUGUCUGUCUGUCUGUCCAUCUGUCUCACAGCAAAGGAAACUGGUAAAGAGACGGCGGCGGCGCUGCUUCCUGUUUUGCCUUAUCUCCGUGACGAUGGAGCCGCCAUCUUACUGUGAUGCUGAGUGAAUGAGAGACGAACGAUGACCUCACACAUUCUUUUAUUGUGAAAGGAUGGUUUCACUGGAACCAGCACGGCUCUGAGUUCUUCUACUUUAUAUUAAAUGGUUUGCUGGUAACAAUUAUUUCUGAAAGUCGUUUUUCUCUAAAAUUCACUAAAUGGCCCAAAAUAUGCCGACAAGCUCGUCCUGGUAUGUCCGUGUCCUUGAGGACAUCUUGAGGACGUUAUCUCUCGUUUUAAAGGCUCCAAACUAUUUAGUAUUUCACAAGAAAAGAGAAAUAAUAAUAAUUAUUAUUCAGCUUUAUUGCAACAGUUUUGGGCUUCGUCUCUUUUUAAAAAAGAAAAACUAAAUUCUUCGGGUGUCCGCAUACUUUUGGCCGCGUAGUGUUUGAACCUUAAAAACAAACCAAAUAUUCAGUGAUUGAUUGCUGCAUGAGCUUUUAUUUUCAAAACCUGUAUCCGAGGACAGGAGCACAGAACUAUGAAUGUUGAAAUCUUUUUAUUGAAUAAUCAGUUUUAAUAAUCGCUGAAGUCGAGGACGACGUCGGCCGAUCUCGUUUUGGUCGUUUAAAGAAAACCAUGAAGAGAUUUUAAAGUCUUUGUGACUUUCUGUUAUUUCUGGAUGAAUCGUUUUUUUAAAGCAUAAAGAACGAGUUAUUUUAAAUGAUUGGGCUUCUGUGACUUCACAUUAUUCUACUUAACUCUUAUUUAUUGGCUGCGAGUGACCUCACGUCCCUGAUGAUGAGUUCUGCUGUUUUAUUGUGAAGGAGUAGUUGUGGUUCUGCUGGUCUGGACAUGUUGGACCUGGGAAGACUUCUGCUGUUUGUGCCUCGUGGAUUGCCAGAUUUAACC